UGAAAAGCAAAAUCCCGCCAGCACAUUUGUUCCUCUUGACCAGAACAGCUACAAUUUCAGCAACGCUCAACCAUGGCACAUUUCCAUGAAGACGCCUCGCGCACGAAGAGGAGGAAAAUUGAUGCUGGCUCUACUGGUACACAGAUGCCAGCUGUGACAAUCACCUCUCACACACAACUGCGCAACCUUCUUGCCUUCCAGCAGAGUGCUUCACAGGAAGUGAAACAGGGUGUUCGGUAUUUCAAGGACUUCCUCACUUCAAUCAAGGAAGCUGAAAAAGAGAACGAAAAGGCGAAAAAGCUCCGCGUUCUCAAAGCUUAUUGCGAUUCUCAGCUCGUCAACGCGGGCGAUGAAACCCAAGCAAGUUGCUUCCAUGAUCUACUUCAAACAUGGAAUUUUGCAGAGACUGAAAAUCAAGAGUCCUUACUCUCAUUGAUUCCGUCUGUGCUGGCGCUUUUCCUGAAGACGAUUUCUAGCCAGUUAGAGUUUCGAGAUUUCGGGUUGGUCUUGUGCAAAUUUUUGUUACAAAAGGAGCAGCUCAAGCUCUUCAAUCGCGCAUUUACCGCGAGCAAGACCAAGGAACAUUUGAUUUCUCCCUGCUUACGCCUUCUUACAGAACUUGUGAGCUUUGAUGGGGGUGCCGUUGCACGCCUUGUUUAUGGAAGGCGAGAAAUCACAUUUAAGCGACUUGACAUCUUCCUCAGUGUCCGCAAAUCUACUGCAGAGGCAGAGUCUGAAGGUCAACAAAAGUCAGGACUCCGUCGAAACGCUCAGCGUUACCUACUCGCUAACUUGAAUUUCCAAAACGCCACUGCUAAAGAGGACAUCAUCGGUCAAGGGAAACUUAUCCGUGCUUUCUUGGAAGACAUCCGCAAAGAUUCUCGAGACAUUGUUAUCGCUGUUAUACGCGCUAUUGAUAAGCAUAUUGCGAGUGAUGCAUCUCUUUCGCGGAACGUUAAAAGCCGAUUCCUAAACCGUCAUAACCUUGAACGACUCGUCACUCUUUAUGGGUAUGAGAAGGAAUCCAACGAGCCUGUGGUAAACGAGGAAUCUGUGUCAAACGAGAUUCAUAAACUGUUGUUGGAAGUUUGCACGAACUCAGAGAAAGGAGUAUUACUACCGGAAACGGGAUGGUAUCCUACUGGAAGCAACCCUGAUGUGUUGCCGCCGAACGACGAUGGUGCAAUUCCCCUCGGGCUCGACUCUCCCGCCCACUUCGAUAAAUAUAAGGAGUCAGUUCCAGUUCGCAACGGAAAUCUAUCGGCAUUAAUACAGCUUCUUCGCCCGGAUUCAGAUACCUUGCAAAUGGAACUUCUACUGAAGAUCUUCAGAGCUGUACCCGAGCUGGUAUUUGACUUCUUCUCGAAGCGAACCAUGUUCACGUCUGACCCUAAACCUACCCCGAGCUGGCUAGGAGAGUCCGCUUUUCUUUUCUCUACAAUCCAACUUCCAGUGCCUACAAAUUGCGGAUGGAAGGGCAAAACAGUACUCAUCCCUCCGCCAGUGACCGUUGCGAUCGAAAGCAUACUUCCUCGACCACUAACAAAGAAAAUCUUGACAAGAUGUCUAAAUCAAAAUACGGACAUAAUUACUUUAUUCGCGGUUCGGGCUAUCACCUUGGCUCUACGCAAGCUACAAAAUGUUCUUCGGAUUUUUAGUAAGGAGAGAGAAACCGGACAAGAACUCUGGACCCAAGCGGCGGGCAAGCUUGUUGAGGAGUUUUGCCGAAGAUCUCCCUCGAUGAAAGAUGUCAUACUACUCUUCAGAAACACUGGAAGGGACAACCUCCAACAGCAAGACGCGGUGCUCGAACUCCUCGCCAUGUUUUACCAGGUUAUUCCGACCGUUGCUCUGGAGGAAAAAUUCGAUAUUUCGUUGACAUUGGUUGAGGUUUUGAAACAACUUAACGGCGGGGAAUCUCAGCCUGAGGAUAAAGAAUUGCUCUUCAGCCAGUUACAGAACUUAUUGGUUAUUGCCCGGGAGUCUCCUAUGAUGCGUUGGUGGCAGAAACCAGAAUCCCUCCAAUUUUCUGCCUUCGUCUCUGUUUUCCAAGUCCUUGCCAACACGGCCACUGUUCAAGCUCCCAUCGACGACAUCAAAAGUCUAAUUCAAGGCGUAUUAAUCCAGAACUCGGUUAUUUUAAGCCCUGCUUCUUUUAACGCAUUGGUGUUAAGCAUUGACGCAUCUGACAGCACUGCUCUUGCAACUCAACUAGAAUUUCUAGACAACUGCAUCACCAGAUUGGUCAAGAAGCCCGUCCUCUAUUUAGAUUUCGCUGAGUCCUUGGUUGGUGGCAGCCAAGAGAACUUGAGUCUUCUUGUUUGUGUUGUCAACGAACAGUGGCCAUUCGUUGUCAAAAGCGGGCAGAGUGACAAGCAAGCGAUAAUCUCGAAUUGGAUAUCUCGAUUCCUUGGGUUGUUAGCAAUGGCCGGAGAGGCCAAGAGGGCUUUAAAAACUGUGCGUGAUUCGGUUAUUAGUACCAUAGAAAACAAGAAGGCGCGGUCAGCUUUGAAAGUCGCAUUUAAAAAUGCCAAGGAAGCAGUCGAUCAGAAUUGGAGUGGCCAUACUCUAGUUGCUGCGGAUGCUUCUUCCAAAUCCGAAACCCAGGAUCAGGGGCCCCGUGUCAAUCUGAUAGAGAUGUUUGGGGCACUGCCUGUUGAAAGUGAAUCGCAUCCAGUCCUGCAUCGAUGGGAAAGAGAGGAAAUCGAGCUUGCGCUGGAGAAAGGCCAUAUUGGCGAAUUGAUGCUUUGUCUGUGUUCAGAGUAUGGAGAAAUCCGGAGACAGGCCAGUGCAGCAAUAUCUCGCUUUAUGGUUAAGAUCCGAGAAUCAACAUACGAGGAGAGCCAACCCAUUUAUAUUGUUGCUGGUGAAGUUUUAGAAACUGCUAAGGAGGUUGGGCUAGAGACACCACUCCCGUACAUUGCUGGAGAGCUUGCCGCGCGGAUAGUGAUGGUACUCACUGAUCCCCUUCACAAGAUAUACGGCAAGGUGAACAAAUUCUUGAACAAGAGCCCGCGAUGGGAGGUUGGCAAGAUUCCAUCCUACUGGAUAGAUAAAAUUUUGUUGCACGAGUCCGAGUACGAUGACAGCUAUCAUGAGGAAGUGGGAUGGCUGCUUGGUUUGCUCAUUAAUGGCCUGCGAACGAAGAAGGACAUGGACAUCUACCGACGUGCUAAUGUCUUCGAACGGGUGCUUUCGCUAUAUAACUCCCCGAGCUUGCCGGACUCAUUGCGAAAGUCUGUGUUGCAUCUCAUGUUCAGGGCAUGCGAAGUGGGUGGGAGUACUACUCUUUUAACGCGAAAUGGGGCGCUCAGCUGGAUCCAAGGCCAAGUAUCAGUACACGAUAGCCAGAGUGAUAUCCUCCGGGCAAUUGCCAGUGAGCUGCACAACAAGUCUGAUCAUGAAUGGAUUGAUAAGUGGAGUGGAUCGUCUUUGCCACAUGUGGUAGCUCAUAUUUUAGGGUGAGGAGAUGUCUACGGAAUCCGGUAGAAUAGUGUGGUUCACUGGCGGAUGACUGAAUUUGCAGCUUUUUAGUAGGACGAAGAAGCCAUCCUAAUGGGGACAAUCUUUGUUUAUUUACGUGUAUAUCGGUGUAGAUUUCGGAAAUUCUUGCAGAUAGGUGAGGGAAGCAAGCACCUUGCUCAUAAAUUUCCGCGUGUUAUAGAUAAUCAUUUAGCACACACAUCAUCAUAUAUUCAUUUCCCAUA
Blastomyces dermatitidis ER-3 is the source of this 3707-nucleotide messenger RNA. RefSeq names its product ribosome biogenesis protein Urb1. The transcript is spliced from 5 exons. Bases 73 to 3465 code for a protein of 1130 amino acids. Gene Ontology annotation, cellular component: nucleolus. Lineage: Eukaryota; Fungi; Ascomycota; Eurotiomycetes; Onygenales; Ajellomycetaceae. Gene Ontology annotation, biological process: maturation of LSU-rRNA from tricistronic rRNA transcript (SSU-rRNA, 5.8S rRNA, LSU-rRNA); maturation of 5.8S rRNA from tricistronic rRNA transcript (SSU-rRNA, 5.8S rRNA, LSU-rRNA). The record is from RefSeq and is a predicted model, not a curated record.